AUGCGGGAUACACAGUUUGAGUUCGUCAACAGCAGAGAUCAUGAUGGAGCCAGGCCGCUCCACAAGGCAAGCCGAGCCGGCUUGCCCCUAAGGAUGGCGAUCGGUCUCACCUUGAGGGAAUCUUCGGAACAUGCAGGUGGAAACGAUGACCCGACCCGAAUCUUCGCAUAUGGGAUUCGCCUAUGGAGAUAUCGGUGCCUGCGCGCUUUCGGAGGCAUUAUGAAAGCUCAAAGAGCUGUCUACACGACGAAUCCGAACGGGACAACUGGCACAGCUGAGCACGAACUCUGGUUCCAAAAGCCGCCUUUUUCGUGGAUAGGCAACCUUCAGGCAUCUUGUCAGUCUCAGGCGUUGAUGUUAGGCUCGAACUACAUGACGACGCACCUGGGCUUCUCGUACAACUUAGUAUCCCUUUCUCAACAGGACUCGAACAACAAGACCAUUCAAUCACCAGGGGCCCCUUACCUGAACAGCACCCUGCGAGAAUGUGGGGUGGGAUCGAUACAGGUCUAUCCUACUAGGAAAGACACGUCUCUAACAUCGGCCAACUCAUGGACAUGGGGCGACACUUAUGCCGCGGCCAAUGUUUCUUGCAUCAUCCCUGGUCCCAAUGCUCCAGUGACAGCCUCGUUCCAAGUUCAAUAUGUCCGGCCUUCUGGCAUUGUUAGGAACUUCUUGAGUCUCGACAACCGCACUGAUUCUAGUCAGUGGUGGGGGGCAAUGAUCAUAGAUCGUACCUGGUAUUCACUUGCAGAGUUCUUGGGCACGGAAUAUGUACCGGAACAUGAUGAUCAGCCCGCCAUUCGAUAUGACAGUGGGGAUUUCACUCUGUUUCAUAACGAGACGAACGCUUCGAACGUCAGCUCCGAUGAUUUCUUCUACAUUACCGGAAAGUUCUACGCCGAAGAUUCGUUAGUAUACAUGGCAGUCAACGAGAAUAAUUGGGACCCAAUUCUUGUAUCGCAGAUGAACGACACAGGUCUCGCCACUGCGGUUGAUGGUUUCGCAAAGGCCUUCUACUCGUCGGUUUUACUGGAUCUGGGCAGCGCCAGCCCACUUACGGAUGGGAAUUCCAUCACCUAUCUUUUAUCGCAGAGGAACGUUGGUGUACUCGGCAUCCCGAGUGCAAAAGCCGUGAAUACCCUCAAAGAUGAGAUGGCACCUCUGAACUCAACAGCAGCACAAUUGUCUCUGCAGUAUGUGUGCUCUGUCCCGAAGCAGAAGGACAGAGCCUCAAUGGUGGUAUCAAUCAUCAUCGCCGAUUUGGUGCUGUUGUCAGCUUUCUGGCAGUGCCUGAACUGGGCGGCCACAAAGUGGCUGAGCACGCAAUCCCAGCAAUGGAAUUAUUGUCCGGGGUGUGAACGUAAUGCGGAGGACUGGAAAUUUGGGCCGGCUUCCAAGACGGAUGACGAGUCCGUGCAGCUUGUGCUGCAAAGACCGGACGAAAGCCGGGUGGGAAACUGGUGA
Molecule: messenger RNA, 1467 nt
Organism: Diaporthe amygdali
Lineage: Eukaryota; Fungi; Ascomycota; Sordariomycetes; Diaporthales; Diaporthaceae
Exons: 7
Coding region: 1-1467 (488 amino acids)
Source: RefSeq, a predicted model, not a curated record